Molecule: messenger RNA, 1377 nt
Organism: Sphaeroforma arctica JP610
Lineage: Eukaryota; Ichthyosporea; Ichthyophonida
Exons: 7
Coding region: 1-1332 (443 amino acids)
Source: RefSeq, a predicted model, not a curated record
AUGAGCAAGUAUAUGAAGAGCAUGGGGUCAUCGGCUCCUAAGCUAAACGACAUCAAAUGUCAGGUUUGCGAUAAACCACAACCGUCCUUUUCAUUCUCUCAACACCAGAGGCAAUGCAUUUUAGAUAUGAGAGCUAGACACGAGAAAGACGUUGAGGAAUUAAAGAAACUGCAUGAAGUACAGGCUGCAAAUAAGCUGUCUGCCUUGAGCACUGAGACGGACAGAGUGUCUGCGCAAUUGGCGGAGGAGAAGGCGGCGGAGAUCGCUGUACUGGAACAGAGACUGGCGGAAGAACGAGAGACGACCAAGCAAGAGUACAAAAAAGCCAUGGACGACCUCAUCGCCACCAAGGACAUGGACUUCAUGAAUCUCACCAACGUCAAAGCCGAGGAGAUCGGCAUGCUCAAAGGACAGAUGGCCGAGAAAAUGGAACAGAUUGGACUACUCAAACAGAUGGCACAGCGAAACGAAGAGGACAGGGCAGCCCUGGCGGCCCAGUUGGAGGAGGUUAGGGUGCAGGCUGAGUCCGUUGAGAGCGAGAAACGUGCUUUGGAGGAAGCUAUCAAGGCUGAAAAGGAUGAAGAGAGGGAUUUGGCUGUGGCGGCCAUCAUCGCCGAGAAGGACGAUUACAUCAGGAACGUGUGUGUGGACAAAGGCAACCAGAUGGCACAAAAGGAUACCGAACUGCAAGAGCUGAAGCAACGGUUAGAGGACGUGCAGAAUGGUACUUCCGGCACUGCCGAACGAGAGAGCGAGAUCGAACGUUUACGCCAAGAGUUACAGCAGAAAUCAGGUGAACUGGAGAGUCGCAACGGUGAACUAGAAACUACGCAGAGCCAAUUAGCCCAACAGUUACAAGACAUCGAAGCCACACGCCUGGAACUCAAUGAGAAGGAGAAUGCCCUGCACGAGUCCGAGGCCAAAACGGUCCAAAAACUGGAAGAAAAGGACAGGGAACUGGCGGAGAGUAGGCUGGCCCAGCCGGCGAGUCUGGUGGUGGGGGCCGAUAGUGGGCUGCAAGAACAACUGGAACAGGUGCAACUGGAGAAGCAGAGCUUACAGGACGAACUAGCGGCUGUGAAGAUGUCACUUGCAGAUACCCAGGCCGCUCUGAGCGAAGCUGAGAGCAGGCAGGCGAGUGGCAGCGGAGGUGGCGCAGACCACACAGUGGAGAUAGAGACACUCAAGAGUGACAUCGCUAACCUGCGCAUACAGAACGAACAGUUACAACAAGAAGCGGAGGCUCUGGCGGCCACCUCCACGCCGAAGGCGAAGAAGACCAAGUUUGGGGGGUUGUUUGGGAAGAAGAAAGAUAAGAAGUCCAAGAACUAGAGGGUGUAGGGUUGUGUAUCCUGAUACUUGAAUAAAGAUCGUGCA